Molecule: messenger RNA, 1806 nt
Organism: Hydractinia symbiolongicarpus
Lineage: Eukaryota; Metazoa; Cnidaria; Hydrozoa; Anthoathecata; Hydractiniidae
Exons: 2
Coding region: 1-1806 (601 amino acids)
Molecular function (GO): catalytic activity
Source: RefSeq, a predicted model, not a curated record
AUGGAGUUCAAGUGUUUUCAGAUUAUUUUAGUUCUAUUGAUAUUUAAUUAUCGCGAUGGGUCAGAUUUUGCUAUCACUGAUCAACAGCAUACUAUAUCGCAAACCCCUAAUGGCGGAAAAGUGAAAAGAUGUAAAUCUCGUGUAUUGUAUUAUGCUAACCAUUGUGCCACGCAACAACUUGUAAUGAGUGGCGAUGUUGAAAGCAAUCCUGGUCCCGCACUCCAACGCGGAUUGAAAGCUCCAUCUUGUUCAAUCUGUGAGAAAUGUGUUAAAUGCAAUCAAAGACGAUUCAUUUGUGAUACAUGCUGGGAAACCACUCACGCUGCUUGUUUGAACCAAUCAAAUUUAGUACUCAAUGGUAGAAUUCCGAAAUAUUGGACCUGUUCAGAUUGCCAUUUUACUGUGCUUCCCUUUUCGAAUGUACGUGAUGUUUGCGCAUUGUACUCAUCUAUUCUGAGUGAUGGUGGUGAAUAUGAGGAAUUAAUAACCAUACCAAGCAAUCCAAAACAUACGAAAAUUUGCCAUCUAAAUACGCAAUCCUUACCGAGCACAUUUGACGAGUUCUCAUACAUGCUCGAAUGUCAUAAAUUUGACAUAAUCACGUUGUCCGAGACAUGGUUAAAAAAUAAUCAGGUAUUGAUUGAUUAUGUAAACAUUCCAGGAUACCAAUUUGAAUAUAAAAACAGAACUGAUAAACGAGGAGGUGGUGUUGGAAUGUACAUCAAGGACGAACUUAUUUACAAAACUAGAGACGACAUAACCAAACUCGACAAUUCUAUCGAACAUGUCUGGAUCGAAGUGAAAGGUAGAAAUAAAAAUUACUCAUAUCUAGUUGGAACAUUUUAUCAGCCAUCUUCUAUAGAAAGAGAAAAAAAAGAUUGGCUAGAACGAUUUGAUAUUCUUUUGCGUCACAUCACCGCAAAAUGGGACGGUAUUAUCAUAAUUACAGGUGAUUUCAAUAUCGACUUAUUACAAGGUGAUAAAUCCACAAUCGAAUUAUAUCAAGAUACACUUAUGACUUAUGACCUAAAACAACAUAUUACAAAACCAACCCGAAAAUCGACAUCCCUUAUUGAUCAUGUUAUUAGUAAUAUACCGGAAAAGGUAGUUAGUGAGAACGUUUUAUUGUGCGAUGAAAUUUCUGACCAUGAUGCCCCGCAUAUCGUUAUGAAUAUCAAAAAGGAUAAAUUCGAAAAACGAUACAAAUUUAUACGUGACGAGAAGCAGUUGAACAUCGAUGAAUAUAUUAGUGAUAUCGAGAAGAUUCCUUUUUCCUUGAUAGAUACUUUUGAUGAUCCGGAAGAUCAACUGUAUGUUAUGAAUGAACUCAUACUGUCCUGCAUUAAUAGCCACGCUCCUUUGAAAAGGUGUAAAUUUACACGACCACCAGCUCCCUGGAUGAAGGACCCAUCCAUUGUAUCGUCGAAACUGAAACUUGAUGAACUUCGUAGUGAAUUAAAAUCUUGUGAUGACAGAGAGGCUAAACAUGAGUAUGUUGAAACGAGAAAUAAAUUGAAGAAGGCUAUCAAACACUCUAGAAGAACCUUCUAUCAAAAGGCUUUAUCAAGUAACCGUUCAAAGGAAGUAUGGAAAACCAUAAGAACUAUUAUUAAACCACAGUUCAAAAUCUAUGAAAGAAGAUGUAAAAGGUGUGUGUCCUUGUUUCCAUUUUUUCUAUUUCGUUUGUCAUGUGCAAGUUUAUCCGAUCGCACUGAACUUUUGGAAGACGAUGUGUGUAAAUUAAAAGGCCAGCAGCAACAUCAGUAUAAUGGUAAGCAAUUCAACCCAAUUAACAAAAAACUGUAG